Messenger RNA from Cuscuta campestris, 1188 nucleotides. NCBI's taxonomy places the organism in Eukaryota, Viridiplantae, Streptophyta, Magnoliopsida, Solanales, Convolvulaceae. The record is from the annotation of a GenBank genome assembly.
CAUAUUGACGACCAUCCCAAACCGAUGCUUGGUGACCAUGGUGUCCGACUCCUGACGUGUCAGCCCCUGACGACUGACACCUGUGACACCAACGACAACACGUGUCUUCUCUGCAUGCGCUCUCCUCCCACGUAGCCUUCCACCACUCCCCUUAUAUUCCCUAUCCCCCCACCCUUUCAAAAAAAAAAAGAACUGCCAAAUUCAAAAUCCCAUUUCUACCCUUUCCCAAAUCGCCGGUUACAGAAAACUAUGGCACCCACAUCAAUUCCCCCAAGGCUAUUCGGUUGUGCCGCGGCCGCGGCGGUGGUGAUGACCGCUCUCCUUGCGGUGGCGGCCGCCGCUACAGUGGGUCAGGAGGAUGUGUCUAAUAUCAAAAUAGAGACAAAAAACCCGGCCGUCGACGACUCGAAAGACCAGAAUUCGGAGUCGUGGACGGAGUGGGCCAAGGAUAAGCUCGCCGAAAGCCUCCGUCUUAAGUCCGCCCAAGACGGGGCCAAGAAUGCCAAGGACAAGAUCGCCGAUUCCGCCUCGGGAACAGGAGAGUAUGUUGCAGAUAAAGCGGAGGAGAACAGGCAUGCCGCCAGCAACAAACCCCGGGAAGCCAAAGACGCGACGUCCGACGCGGCGGAGAAGACGAAGCAAAAGGCUUCUAAUACGAAAGACGCGACGUACGACGCCUCGGAGAAGGCGAGGCAAAAGGCUUCUGAUACCGCUGGGAGCGCAUACGAAAAGGCGAAAGAGAAGUCCGCCGAGACCGCCAACCAAGCGUAUCAGAAAACCGGGGACGCGAAGGAAUGGGCGUACGAGACCGCCAAAGGCGCCGGGGAAAAGGCGUCGGGGACGGCGGAGAAAGCCACGGAGGCGGCAGAGGAGGCGGCGGGGGAGGCGGGGGAGCAGGGGAAGGAGAAGAUGGGGUGGGCGGCGGAGAAAGCGAAGGAGGGGUACGAGGCGGCGAAGAGCAAGGCGGGGGAAGCGUUGGAGUCGGCGAAGGAGACGAUCGCGUCGAACCUCGGGGCGGCGACGGAGAAGACUAGGGAAGCGAAGGAUAACUUGGUUUGCAGCGACAAAGCCAAGUGCAAGACGAAGAGGGACGACGAGCUCUAGAUUAUAAUUAUGUGCUUAUUAUGAACAUGGAUAAAAUUGUAUAUCCAUAUUUUUCCCUCUCCUCAAUUAAGCUUCUGUCCUUCU